This is a messenger RNA of Petromyzon marinus (sea lamprey), 6578 nucleotides long. Its product is annotated as von Willebrand factor A domain-containing protein 8-like. Gene Ontology annotation, cellular component: cytoplasm. NCBI's taxonomy places the organism in Eukaryota, Metazoa, Chordata, Hyperoartia, Petromyzontiformes, Petromyzontidae. The record is from RefSeq and is a predicted model, not a curated record.
UAUAACAGUGAUCUGCCACGGCCGAGGUGUUGGUUUUAUUAUUUUAUUGUUUCCCUUCUACAUGACUUUACCGAAAGAACCAAGAAUAUGAAUCCCUCAAUCACGAAAGCUUUCAUUCAAAAGCCUCCAUUGUAUUAAUUGCCAUUUCAUAGUCUAUAAGAGCCAGACAUAAUGCAGUUUGAUAUUCAUUCACUUGUCUUUUUUAUGAUGUAAUACGAUAUAUAAUCCUGCAUUUGUUGGUUAAAGAGGUGUAAAACUCCUGCAGUUUGUUUUUCUAAGCUUCUACAAAUUUAAUCAUUGGCAUGUGUCUCCUCAUAUGUCCCUCUAGAUAUUCCUCAACUGCUCCCAUAUCCUGCAUUUGUGAAUGAUCUCGCACAUGUACUGUCUGGAUAUGGCUGUCUGAUAUCUAACCAUUAUUUUUACAGCCUCCUAUGCAUCUUCUAUAUUGAGUGUAUUUGCUUCUCUGUGAAUAGAACUGGGUAUUAUAUUGGUUGUGAGGUUUGUGCAAUGGUUGUAUUGAGUAUAACUGGUUGGUAAUGUUAAAUAUAACUACAUUUUUGUACGUACAAUUUAAACCACACCAGUGCAUCUCUAGGCCUCCUCAAGGAGCCAUUGCUUUGUUUGGCUACACAGCCAGCGUUUGUAUGAGGAUUUCUGUCAAGUACACAGACCAAACACAGGCAUUUAUCAGUCAAGGUUCAUCAAAACUGUGCAUGAUAAUCUAAUAAACUUCAACACAAUGCCACCACAUCUCGGUACAAUUAAAUUCUGGCCAUCCGAGCACAGCCCAGACUGUUCGUGUCAAACUUGAACAGGUGGCAACCCUAAUCUCUACUCCUCCAAAUACCUCGUCAGGUGUGUUCUCAAGGUAGAAAAUAAGUCAAGCUUCAUAUACAUUGUCCUCAACCAAUUCUGUUGCUCUUUUUUAGCGGUAUGAUGAUGCAUUGAUGCAUUAAUUCAUAUGCAUAAUAUGUAUUCUUAAGCUAACGAAACAUGCAUCAAAUCGUGCGUGUAAGAAUCAAUGUUAGUUGAUUUGUAUAUGUUGCAUGUAUUGGGUUCACUUAAUGCCUCCAGCCACUAAACCACGAUGUUUAAAAGUAUGGAAUCGAAUCUCAUCCCCGAAUCACAAGGGGGUAAAUCAUGAAACCCCUAGUCUUUAUUUAGAUCUCACCCAAUAAGAAUGUGAACCUGAAUAAAACAUUCCAGAGGGGAUACAGUGCUCAGCUGUGCCCAUUUAAAAUGUGGUGUAUUUAGCUUUGUGCUGAGAGGUGACCCUGUGGAAUCUCACAAAUUACAUCUAGCAGACGUGACACAUUUCCUUUCUGGGAUUAGUUUCCACUUGCCAACGUGCGAUGAUGUGCAGUUCUAUGAAGUAUUUGUUUAAUUCGUUUUUCCGACCUUUACAUCUGAAAUGUAUUGGUCAAUAAUUGAUUGCAAGCCCCAAAGGCAACACUAUUGUACAAUGUAAACCAUGCAGAGCAACCUGCAUGGAUAUUCGCACCCCUCAGCGGUGUUGUUCGAUUUCUCACAGUCAUACUCAUUGACAACUGCAAAUAAAGAACACAAAACCUGGAAGAUUGAAAUACUGUAGGUGUAGGUGACACCUUUUUGAUGUCUAUAGUGAUGCCCAUACAACUUAUCUUUGCAUACCUUGGACAACCUCCCCUUUUCUUUCAAAUGGCAUUUCAAAAGCAAUAAACUGGGUUGUACUUCUACAUUAAGUCUGAAAAUCCAUUUGAUGGCAUCUGAAGUCACCUGAUAGAUUCUAUUUGUACCUCUUGCAAAAGCGUGCAUUGCGCCAUAGCACACACCAUUCAGUGGGCUGUGCAUAGUGUGUGAGGCUUAGUGGGAUGUGUUGAUGCUGUUGCUGAAUGCGAGUGGAUUUUUAUCGGGCUACAGUCCAAGCAAGUAGUCUGCUUGUAGGUUGCUAGAUGGUAAUAUAUGGUUAUUAUCAGAGAUUUUGUUUUUAUUAGUUGUAAUUGUCUAUCAAAGUUAUCUUCAUCACUGCAUAACCUCUGCCUAUACAUAGGAGGUUUUGAAUUCCAUGAUAUUCAUUUCAUGACUGCAGUAUGUGGACUUGUGUGUAAAAUGCUUGUAGGUUACGGGAGAUUGGAAUGAGUGAAUAUGAUGCCGCCACGUACGAGCGGUUUCUGGGGGCUGUGCGGAGCCAGGUGCAAGCCCUACGCAUCAUCCUCGACAGCCUGGAGGCCAAAGGGAAGGAGCGGCAGUGGUUGCGUCACCAGACAACAGGAGAGCUGGACGACGCAAAGCUUAUCGACGGUCUUACGGGUGAACGAGCUGUGUACCGCCGCCGUGGAGACCAAGAUCCUGAGCUGGGCUCACCACUGGUCAAGCCAAAGCGCCUGCGUGUGCUGCUCGACGUCUCGGGCUCAAUGUAUCGCUUCAAUGGCCUGGACGGGCGACUGGAACGUGCCAUGGAGGCAGCCUGCCUCAUCAUGGAGGCCUUGCAGGGCUAUGAGGGGAAAGUCUCGUAUGACAUUGUAGGCCAUUCUGGUGAUGGUUUUGACAUCGAGUUGGUGCCAACCAACAAGGUUCCCAAAAACAACAAGCAGCGACUGGCUGUCCUGAAGACAAUGCACGCACACUCCCAGUUCUGCGCGAGCGGCGAUUACACCGUGGAGGGUGCGCGAGCAUCAGCGGCGACUCUCGCACAAGAGGAUGCAGACGAGCGCUUCCUCGUGCUCUUCAGCGAUGCGAACCUGGAACGCUACGGGGUUCCAGCAGCAAGUCUGGCGCGUGCUCUUACCAACGAACCGUCCGUGCAUGCAUUUGUUGUGUUCAUCGGUUCGCUGGGCGACCAGGCUGCAAGGUUACAGCGCAUGCUUCCAGCCGGCCGUUCCUUUGUUGCCAUGGACACCAAACUCAUCCCUCAGAUCCUGCAGCAGAUCUUCACGACCACUCUUCUCUCAUCCCUUUGAUGUUACCAGCCAUUCUUGACACACGUCUCAUGUAGCCACCAUAAAUGAACAUGCUUCUAAAAUUUGAUUGACUGAUUUUGAGUUUUAAAAAAAAAAUGACGUGUAAAUUCUGUUUUGGGCAAUGAACACAACCAUCUUUAAAAUGGGAAGAUCUACAGUGGUUAGGAGCACUAUGAUACAGUGGGAUUAAACUGUGAUAUGUUGGGGGGGGGGGGGGGCUAUUCACAUUUUCCACAAUUCCUCUCAUCUGCACCGACACCCGCAGAUACAUGCAGCUCGUAAGAAGAGUUUGCCAUCACUUUUGGGCGACUCCUCUCAUCUGCAGAAUGACAAUGGAUAAUAGAAGAAUAAUUUGUUCCUCAGGACUGCUUCCAAGUGAUGCAUAGCCAUGGAUAAUAAGAGGAAUUUGCCAUGAAUGUAGCAGAUAAAAGGUGUGAUAUUGUAUUAAAAAUUAGGAAUUUCCUUAGUCACAGAAUAAAGUGGGUUCCAAUUCUUUUGAGUUUAUUUUUUCCAAGAAGGUUUCCAAUGACGUAUUCAACAAAUGCACGUGGAGGUUUGGCCACUGCUGGGAUGUCAGCAGUUCCUAAGUGUUGAUGCAAUUUAAGUCUAAUAGGUUUACUGAUGUUUUUUUUUAUCAGGGUUCACUAAGAAUUGUUUCCUUUUUUGAUGAGAGCAAGUCCUCGCACCACGAUGGGUCUGCUAACACGUCCUGGCGUGGCAUGUUGGUCUUCAGUGGGUGCUGUGAUGACAGACCGGCAGCAGGCAAGCAGGCUUUAGUGAUGCAUAUACUGUACUCAUAAGUCCUCAUAAGAAACCUUAUUUCCAGUUACUUUGUCCUCCUGCUGCCUAGAUUAAAAAUGGCUCGAUCUUGGCUCUCUGGAACUGGUGACCGUUGCAAGGCUCUGCAAAAUAUGCGCAAGAUGUGAUCUUCACAUAAAAAAAGCAUGCUGGGAAUCCUGUUAUGUUUUGCUGUUGAAAAUUCCUCUUUGUAUAUAUACAUGAUCACCGUUUUGCGCUUAUGAAAACAAGGAUGCUUGGAAUUGCAUUCUUACAGGAAGAGGAACACAUGGACAUAGAACAAAUGCAUAUUAAAUGUUAACUUGGGUGAGGACGCUUUGCCAGAAGGGAUGACUGUAGAUGGAUGAGACUGGUGACAGAAUGGGAGUCAAAGGGAGGCAACAUGUCUGAGGGUUACCAUGUCUGAGGGUUACCAUGUCUGAGGGUUACCAUGUCAGAGGGUUACCAUGUCUGAGGGUUACCAUGUCAGAGGGUUACCAUGUCAAAGGGUUACCAUGUCAGAGGGUUACCAUGUCAGAGGGUUACCAUGUCAGAGGGUUACCAUGUCAGAGGGUUAUGUAUGAGAGGGUUACCAUGUCUGAGAGGGUUACCAUGUCAGAGGGUUACCAUGUCAGAGGGUUACCAUGUCUGAGAGGGUUACCAUGUCAGAGAGGGUUACCAUGUCAGAGAGGGUUACCAUGUCAGAGGGUUACCAUGUCAGAGAGGGUUACCUUGUCUGUUACCAUGUCAGAGGGUUACCAUGUUAGAGGGUUACCAUGUCAGAGGGUUACCAUGUCAGAGGGUUACCAUGUAUGAGAGGGUUACCAUGUCAGAGAGGGUUACCAUGUCAGAGGGUUACCAUGUCAGAGAGGGUUACCAUGUCAGAGGGUUAUCAUGUCAGAGAGGGUUACCAUGUCAGAGGGUUACCAUGUCAGAGGGUUACCAUGUCAGAGGGUUACCAUGUCAGAGGGUUACCAUGUCAGAGAGGGUUACCAUGUCAGAGGGUUAUCAUGUCAGAGAGGGUUACCAUGUCAGAGGGUUACCAUGUCAGAGGGUUACCAUGUCAGAGGGUUACCAUGUAUGAGAGGGUUACCAUGUCAGAGGGUUACCAUGUAUGAGAGGGUUACCAUGUCUGAGAGGGUUACCAUGUCAGAGAGGUUUACCAUGUCAGAGAGGGUUACCAUGUCAGAGAGGGUUACCUUGUCUGUUACCAUGUCAGAGGGUUACCAUGUCUGUUACCAUGUCAGAGGGUUACCAUGUCAGAGAGGGUUUCCAUGUCAGAGGGUUACCAUGUCAGAGGGUUACCAUGUCAGAGGGUUACCAUGGCUGUUACCAUGUCAGAGGGUUACCAUGUCAGAGGGUUACCAUGUCAGAGAGGGUUACCAUGUCAGAGGGUUACCAUGUCAGAGGGUUACCAUGGCUGUUACCAUGUCAGAGGGUUACCAUGUCAGAGGGUUACCAUGUCAGAGGGUUACCAUGUCAGAGGGUUACCAUGUAUGAGAGGGUUACCAUGUCAGAGAGGGUUACCAUGUCAGAGGGUUACCAUGUCAGAGGGUUACCAUGUCUGUUACCAUGUCAGAGGGUUACCAUGUCAGAGGGUUACCAUGUCUGUUACCAUGUCAGAGGGUUACCAUGUCAGAGGGUUACCAUGUCAGAGGGUUACCAUGUCAGAGGGUUACCAUGUAUGAGAGGGUUACCAUGUCAGAGGGUUACCAUGUCAGAGGGUUACCAUGUCAGAGAGGGUUACCAUGUCAGAGGGUUACCAUGUCAGAGAGGGUUACCAUGUCUGUUACCAUGUCAGAGGGUUACCAUGUCAGAGGGUUACCAUGUCAGAGGGUUACCAUGUCAGAGGGUUACCAUGUCAGAGAGGGUUACCAUGUCAGAGAGGGUUACCAUGUCAGAGGGUUACCAUGUCAGAGGGUUACCAUGUCAGAGGGUUACCAUGUCUGAGAGGGUUACCAUGUCUGAGAGGGUUACCAUGUCUGAGAGGGUUACCAUGUCAGAGGGUUACCAUGUCAGAGGGUUACCAUGUCAGAGGGUUACCAUGUCUGAGGGUUACCAUGAAUGAGAGGGUUACCAUAUCAGAGGGUUACCAUGUCAGAGGGUUACCAGGUAUUUACAGCACUGUCAGCUUAUUAUUGUGGCAUCGAUGAACCAUAAAUGCGGUGGCAUGGGGAAUUCCGCAUUUAGGCUUCUAUAGAAAAUGGCUGAUGAGCACAUUAAAUAUAACAUUUUCAUUAACAUAUAAUUUCAUUAUAAAAAAUUCAGUGUUUAACCAACUGCUUGGCUUUCAUCAAUGUAAAUUUGUAUUUAAGCAAAUUAUUGAGUUAUAUAGAAGCACUAAAAAACGUGGUAUGUAAAUGUUAAUGCAGUUGUCUGCCCCCUUAAAGUCAGAAGGUUGAAAGAAAUGACUCCAACCAUUAUUUUUCAGACUUUAGUGAGAAGCCUUAAAAAUUGUCAAUUGACUGGCCUAUGAAUAAGAGCACAUCAAAAUACCGAUUAGCUGAGAAACAGCCUACCGAGCACGACUGCUGAAAAGUGGAUCAUUAUUAAGUAAUGUUGCAUUAAAUUAUCUGCCAUUAAAGUCAGUAAAAAAAAUCGUGGAAGUGUUGAUUUAUCUUGAAGUUGCAAUUCAGAUCGACUCCUUGCAACGUGUUUAUUUAAUGAAUAUUGUUGGAUAAAUGCAAUAAAUAACUCAAUGCAAGUUUGUAAAGCUUUUAGUGACAGAACAUACUCCGUUAAGUGUAUAUAUAAACAUACAUUUUAUCGUUGGAUAAGUGCAUUACUGAUUUGAAUGUGUUGACAUCUGUUUACGUGUUAUAUUUAGAAAAAAAUGAAUUAAUAAAUGCCAUCCUGUUCAUG